Amphibalanus amphitrite is the source of this 2445-nucleotide messenger RNA. RefSeq names its product tektin-4-like. Gene Ontology annotation, cellular component: nucleus; microtubule cytoskeleton. The transcript has 10 exons. Gene Ontology annotation, biological process: cilium movement involved in cell motility; cilium assembly. The coding region runs from base 548 to 1915 and encodes 455 amino acids. The record is from RefSeq and is a predicted model, not a curated record. Lineage: Eukaryota; Metazoa; Arthropoda; Thecostraca; Balanomorpha; Balanidae.
CCAGGGGCAGAAGAUUCAAAUUCACCUAUCGGCGCCAGAAUAUUUGAAGGGAGGAGGAGCACCCAGAGAGGAUAGCAGUCACCAUGGAAACGGCACGCCGGAGGCUGCACAGCGGAAAAACGCAUACGUUUCGGCCCAACAUAACGUUAAAUUUAAUAGAAAUCUCACCCUUUCGGCAACCAGACUCAGCAGAAAAUACAGAAGACUGGUUAGACGGACAGAAGACCUGGAAAAUUGGCCCUUACUGGAAAUUCAGAGAGCAGCAGAACUCGGAAGAAAGAGGCGGAGCGAAGACGGCAACUCUAGAGACAGCCCGAGGCAGAUGGAGCUCCAGCAAAACUUUGAGGAUUUUGAGGAUAGGGAGUUGAGUUGGAGAGUCUGAGGCGUUGGGGACGCUCACAGGCGGCAGUUCAGUUGGAGUUGGAGAGUCGGAGGCGUUGGGGACGCUCACAGGCGGCAGUUGAGUUGGAGUUGGAGAGCUGGGAAGUGGAGUUCGGAGGUGGGCGGGACAGUCAGUUUGUAGCGGCAGGAUGGAGAAGGACAGGCGAUGGAGGGAAUGAGUUCGAGCGGAGAGGAGAGUUUGAGAGGAGUCGGCGGUGAUAGUUCUGGAGGAGGAGGAUGGAGGACUGCCUGCCACUGGAGGACUCUGCGCCGCUCCGCCGUUCCAUGUCGCCCGCCACCAUCGCUCCGCGGGCUGCCGCCAACUCUGCCGCCCGUCCGUCGUCGCUGUGCCGCCCGCCCGCCGAUAAAUCUGCUGCCAGCCGGCCGUCAGCCCUGUCGUCCACAGCCAACAGCUAACAAGCUGAGGGAGCUCAGCAAGCGUCAGCAGGACGAAUGUCUCACCACGUCCCGACACCGUGCCGCCGACACCACCAAAAAACUCGGGGAGCGGCUGCGUGACACCAACUACUGGAAGUUCGAGCUGGAGCGACUGCUGGAGGACAUGCGGAAUGAGAUUGACCUGAUGCUGGCGCAGAAAAACCGGCUGAGGAACUCACUGAACGCCUCACAGGUGCCGUAUAUGAUCGUCACCGACAGCCUGGAUACCCGCCGUCGUCGGAUCGACGGAGAUCUUGUCACCGAUCAGCUGGAUGUGGCUCUUAUGAAGGAGAUGGACGUCAUAAAGCGCGCCCGUGACUUGCUGGAGGACACGUCAGUCACCGCCGACCGGGUGCUGGCCGCCGACCGGCGCUGUAAGGAGGCACUGGAGCAUGACUGGAGCGACAAGUACCAGGCGUCGCGCAUCGACAGCGCGGCAGGAGAGCUGACGCCCAGCUCGACCAACAUCAAACCGUACCCGGGCGUGCGCGCCUUCCACCCAGGCCAGUCAACUCUGGAAGAGUGGCGGGAGUUCACCCAGCGGAACCAGGACAGAGCAGAGGAGCAGCGCUGCGAGUCUACUCGUCUCAGACACCUGAUUGACCGCAUCCUGCAAGAGGUUUCCCGGGACAUGUUAGCGGCCAGCGACGAGACGGCCACGGCCACUGAGCGGCGCAUUCAGGAGGUGAUCGCCGCACUGCAGCGGCUCGAGACCGAGCUCAGAGAGGUCAUCCAGGAGAUCGUCAGCCAGGAGCAGACCAUCGCCGACCUGAAGCAGGCCAUCGAUGAUCUGGAGCGACCGCUGAUGGUGGCUCAGACCCGCACCCAGCGCCGCGGCUUCCGGCCCAACGUGGAGGAAUCGCGCGACCACCCGCAGUGCAGCCUGUCUGUGGAGCUGCUGGAGCUACCGAAACAGAUCGCUCUGCUGCGACAGCGACUAUCGGACGCCCAGAGGCACCUCCAGACUCUGCUGAACCGCCGAUGUGUGCUGGAGAAUGACGUGGCUGUGAAGCGCGAGUCGCUGAGAAUUGAUAAGGAAAAGAUCCGGGUGAUCCGCAGCCGCUACCCGUCCAGCGUGCGGCUCAACGGCUACUGAUAAGUGACGUCACUGAUCGGUGACGUCAGCCGCUCGGUGACGUCAGCCGAUUUUGCGGCGCGAUGGAGACCGAGUGACGCGGCCACUGCCAAAGGCGCUGUUUUGUGAGAUACGAGUCCGUCCUUUUCAAGCAAAAUGUCAGCGAGUUCGUGGAUGUUUAGAAUUCAGUCAGCUUCAGUCGCAGCAGAAGUGGCUGCGCAGCGCUAUUGAAUGGUGUAUGUGGUUAGAUAGUCCGUCCUAGUUCCAUUUUUCAAAUCUCCGACAGCUGAGUGGUGGCUUUGAAAUGAUAAAUCGUCCAGCCGGAUGAGUUGUCGUCGCUCUACGAUGUCCGACGUUGUAGCUCGUUUAUAAAUUAAUCCCGCCUAGAUGUGAUUUGUCCUUGUUACCACAUCAUGAUUGAUUGCUUUGAUUGUCGCUGAGCGCUUGCUACCACUAUAUUGUCUGUGGAGCAAAGUCCUGUGGCUAGUCUCUGCGUGCUUUAUCGUGAAAAAUCAACGAACGACAAUGAAAUAAACCGACCAAGACGACAA